Cladophialophora carrionii CBS 160.54 is the source of this 957-nucleotide messenger RNA. RefSeq lists its product as uncharacterized. The record is from RefSeq and is a predicted model, not a curated record. Lineage: Eukaryota; Fungi; Ascomycota; Eurotiomycetes; Chaetothyriales; Herpotrichiellaceae. The transcript has a single exon. Gene Ontology annotation, cellular component: MIS12/MIND type complex; kinetochore. Gene Ontology annotation, biological process: mitotic sister chromatid segregation. The coding region runs from base 1 to 957 and encodes 318 amino acids.
AUGGAUCUAGAACCAACGCUCCACCCACAUCCGCUCCCAGACUCACACCACCGCAAAAUCGAACUGCAAUCCGCCCAAGAUCUCACGUAUCUGCAAUCCAACCUGAUCGCCUCGGCGCGCCAGAGACUCGAUCUACAUUUCCCUCCUUCGGCGGCACAACGACAGCCGAAGAAAGCGCAGCCCGCGACGGUAAUAUCGCUCGACGGGGUGAAACCCACCACAACUCAAGACUCACAACCUACACAACAAUCAGUAACCGCGACCGGCGAUGCGGGCGAGGGCGAGAGCGAGGAACACGAGGAUCCCAUGCGCGCCGCCGUCCGCGCGUACGUCGACGCCUUCAUCUCGCGCAUCUACUCCUCGGCCUCUCACUCCAUGACGGUCAACGGCCUGGACGUGACGUCUCUCCCGCCCACGAUCUUGACCACCCAACACCCCGCCCCGGUCUCAGCCGACGACGCGCCGGGCUCGAGCGGGGCCUCAAAGGAAGAAAGAGAAGGCGUGGAUUUCAUUUACGAGGCGCAUGAUACGCGCCUCCAGGAGAAGGUCGCGAAUAUGUAUGCCGAGUUGGAAAGUCUGACGGUGCAGGUUGGACAGUUGAGACGGAGGGCACCAAAACACGGGGCCGAGGCAUUCGGACGACUGUGCAACGAGAUAAUCGGAGGAGAAGAUGAGCAUUUUGAGAGGGCAGUCGCCGCGUCAAAGCAGGAAGCGGCGGCGGCGGAAAGUGACGGGGUAGGCGUGUUGAAGCUGAAUCCACUGCCGGAUGGGUGGUUCGAAGAUCGCAGGGCCAUGUACGAGCGUGGCACGAAUGGACUUGCGGCUCUUGCUGGGUUGGCAGGGCGGCGUGUGGACGGGUCCGCCUCCGCCUCCAUCUCCGCCGGCAAUGGGCCGAGUCUGACGGAGACGGUGGGUAGAGUCCAGCGGGCAAGGACUGUGGCUAUGGAGUUCGAGUGA